CAGCAUUUCUUUCUUUGCAAAGCUCUGCUGUCCGCCUCGUUCUUAAUGCAAUUGCCUGGGGGAGUGAGAAGGCGCCCCGGGGGUGGGGAGUCUGUCGGCUGCGCGGCGGCUGCAAAGGGCAACCUCCUGGCACCAUUGCCGCAGUCUCUCUAGGGACUGUGCUCUCGCGGAGGAAGAUGGUGUCUCUGCUGCCAGCCACAGCGGCCCGCGCGACCUCCCCAGUCUCUGCGCGCACGUGCGCACCUUCCUGGUCGUCGUCGGCUGUUUGUUCUCCUCCUCCUCCCUCCCUCCCUCUCCCUCCCUCCCGCAGGCAGCUCGGGACUGGGACCCUCGCCGGCUGCCGGGCGGAGGCAACGACGGCCAAGCUUUCUCCCGCUGGCAGGCUGCUGAGUGGAAGCCGCCCUACAGCCGCUUAUGCAACACAUCAUCGAGAACCAUCCCGACAUGGCAACGGCUCUACUGGCUGGGGAGAAACUCAAGGAGCUGAUCCUGCCCGGGCAGCAGGACGAAAAGGCGGGCUCCCUGGCGGCACUGCUACUGCAGCUGAAGCUGGAAUUGCCCUUCGACCGCGUGGUCACCAUCGGCACCGUCCUCAUCCCCAUCCUUCUGGUCACGCUGGUCUUCACGAAGAACUUUGCCGAGCUCCUUUUAUAGGUUAUAUGCACAUCAGUGACUUUUCUCUCUGUUAUACAGAGGAGCCAAUAUACUGUUACACACCACACAACUUCACCCGUGACCAAGCCUUGUAUGCCAGAGGAUACUGUUGGACAGAACUAAAAGAUGCCUUGCCAGGAGUAAAUGCCAGCCACUGGCCCUCCUUGUUUGAGCAUAAGUUCCUUCCUUAUGCCCUGCUGGCUUUUGCUGGUAUUAUGUACAUUCCUGCGCUUGGCUGGGAAUUCAUGGCCUCUACCAGACUGACUUCUGAACUUAACUUUUUGCUCCAGGAAAUAGAUAAUUGCUACCACCGUGCAGCAGAAGGCCGUGCACCCAAAAUAGAAAAGCAAAUCCAGUGCAAAGGCCCCGGGAUUACCGAGCGAGAGAGAAGAGAGAUAAUUGAGAAUGCUGAAAAGGAAAAGAGUCCAGAGCAAAAUUUGUUCGAGAAAUACCUGGAACGCAGAGGCCGCAGCAAUUUCCUAGCCAAACUGUAUCUUGCACGACAUUUGUUCAUCAUAUUCUUAAGCAUCAUUCCAGUCACCUACUUGUCUACCUACUAUGCUACACAAAAACAAAAUGAAUUUACUUGUGCUCUGGGCGAACCUCCUGACAAAACCAGCAGUUCUAAGUUGCUCAUUAGAGUAAACUGCAAACUGCCAUCUGUGCAGCUCCAGCGCAUAAUUGCAGGAGUAGAUAUUGUUCUUCUUUGCUUCAUGAACUUAAUUAUUCUCAUCAAUUUAAUUCACCUUUUCAUAUUCCGCAAAUCCAACUUCAUCUUUGAUAAACUGAACAAGGUUGGCAUCAAGACAAAAAAGCAAUGGCAGAAAUCUCAGUUCUGUGAUAUCAAUAUCUUGGCUAUGUUCUGCAAUGAAAAUCGGGACCAUAUCAAAUCGCUGAACCGCUUGGACUUUAUUACCAAUGAGAGUGAUUUGAUGUAUGACAAUGUGGUACGGCAGCUUCUUGCAGCACUAGCCCAGUCUAAUCACGAUGUCACGCCAACAGUGCGCGAUUCUGGGAUACAAACCAUAGACCCAAGCAUUGAUCCUGCAGACAUUGAUCCCAAUGAGCCACUGAUCAUUAAGAGACCUCGAAAGAAAAUGAAAUGGAUCCCAAGCACCAAUCCCCUUCCUCAACCAUUCAAAGAGCAGUUGGCAACUAUGAAGGUUGAAAAUAACAAGCCCGAGAAGCCUAAGCCAGUCCGUCGAAAAACAGCCACAGACAGCCUGGUGGCCCCUUUGCUAGAGACUACCUCGAAAAAUUCUCAGCCAUCUGCUACCAAAACCGAAUCAAGCACUCUGUCCUGCACAGGUAGUGAGAAGAAGCAUGCAAGGCACUUUUCCUUAGACGUCCACCCAUAUAUACUUAGCAGCAAUAAAAAACCCAAGCCAGAGAUUCAGCCUAUAACCUCUCUGGCAACAUCCAAAAGCCAAGGAAGUGGAUUUUUAAACCAAGAAGAGAAAGUCAUAGUGUGUGUCACCUCUGCCCUCAAAGAUUCUUCCCUUCCUGGAAAAGAUACUCUUUACUCACAUGACACAUGCAGAAGUGUGCCUGCCACUGGCACUUUUCUCAUGUGCAGUCAUAACCACAUAGCAUCUUCAGCAGCAGCAGCAGCAGCAGCAAAUGUCACCCUGGGACAGGUCACCAAGGCAGAACCAGUGGCUGCUCUAAACUGUAACCCCACACACCCUCUUCUGCACAUCAAAACGCUAUAUGAAGACCAUGGAGAAGAGGUGUCAGACCUUAUAGAUGAUUCUUCAGACAAUAGAAUUAACUCACCAACAGAAGCAGGGGAUAUAAUCUCCAUACCUUCCACAAAGAAAAUCAUGUUGGCAACCUUUGAUGAACCAUUAGCAAUAGUGAACUCUGUUGAGUAUUGAAGACACCAAGCUAAUGCUGAUAUACACUUAAACCUGAUGGGCUCACUUCCUGGUACCACUGUAAUGUGAACCAUGCUCCCCCUACCAAUGCCAUCCACUGCAUGAGCAUGGAGUACUGAAAUGCAGACCAUAGGUUUCAUUAAUACUCUUAAUCGGUCAUGCAGGGUAGUGACAUCACUGCUAUCAGUAGCUUGCAAAAUAUAACGAUGAUUAUGGUAACGCCAACCAAAUUAUGGCAUGCCAAGAAUCAUAAGCACAAAAGACGUUAGGUGUAGCUUCAUGAAUUUAAAUGUUGAUUACUACAAUGAUCCAAAUAUGUAAUAGCACUUAAUAACACAUAAUAACACAUGGCGUUCCUUCAAAAAAGCACUUACAUCUUUGGUACUCUGAUUAAAUACCUAAAGUAACAAAUCAUAUACCUAUAUGAUAAUUAUUCUUCCAUUUUAAGAGACAGCAAUUAAAUAGUGUUUUGUCUCUAAAGUGACCGUAGUAGUAGUAAUAGGUUUCUACAGCAAAGUUGUUUGCAAGCUGCAUUUUGGUUCACGAGGUCUUGGAGGUACCAGUGACUGAGGGCCAACUGGACUCAUACCAGCAUUCAUGCAAAGAAAGCAAACACCUCUCAGUCUGCUGCACUUACGAAUGACAAUACCAAGAGCUCUGUCCUGCCUUCUGGUGUGUUUUUAUGCACUGAAAGAGAUGAUAAAAACAAAGUUUAUUUUUUAAAGUAUAUUUUAUUGUGAAUGAGAUAGCUUGUCCAGACAGAUUUUAGGCAGGAGAAAGGGUUUGUCCUGUAGUUUCUUAUUUUUGUUAGUGGAGUGAUGUCUGUGGACCAGGUUAGAAGCUAGCAGAGGUGUUUAAUUGAAGUGAAGAACAUUCCAGUGCUGCUAAAAAAUACCAAAUAUUUGCUAAUUGGUCAUGGAGUUGAUAAAAAGACUCACUUGCUUAGGAUUUGUCUGCACUUCAGUUUACCACAGGUUAACUUUUUCCAAUGAUGCAAAUGUUUUGAAACAACAAUCCAUGCCACCCAUUGGAAAAUCAUUUCACUUCAAGUUGCUGGUAGGGGAUUUGCAUGUUUGGUUUGAAAAAAAAUAUCCCUACAUAUGGCAAUCUAGCAUGCCAGGGGGAAAUAUAUUGGCCUUGCCUUCUCUUUGAUGUCCUAAAUCCAUUAGGAGGUCUUUUCUUUUACAUGGGAAAGCAUUCAGAUAUGCAGUCUCCUACCCAUAAACUGGGGUGGUCCAGUCUCGUAAAGGAAGGUUGUAUUGUGUAUUGCUUCUUCAUAUUUGAGCCAACCAUGGUCUAAAUAAUGUUUAAUAAUUACAGUCUAUGUCACACUCUUUCACAGUGUUAAAAUAAUCACAAACAUGCAGAAUUGUAGCUUUUCAUCCCCAUCAUGAGUUGUAUCUGGGGAGAUUCCUGCAUGCACAUAAUACUUGGCACGAAUAAGAACUGCUUUUUUCUCUUCUGUGUUAGGAGACUGCUCUGCACAUGCAAUCUCCCAUCCAGAAGAAGGGAAUGAUCAUCCCUACACAGUCCCAAGCCAGUAAACAUUGCUUGAGAAUGUGUCUACUAUCCUUUGCCAUGGCCCUGCACAGGGAUUUGCCACUAUUGCCUUACCUAAGCCUAGAAACUGGUGCAUAGCAUCUUUUGUUCCUUUCCCUUCCAUCCUCCUAAAAUAACUCACUCCAACAACAUCCAUAAGAGUUUUGAAGUAUUUUGGAGAAAGAGGAAUUUAUGUAUGCUCAUAGAAACUACCAGCAGUGCCUCUCUGACUGUACCAAGACUGUGGGUAGCAGUAGCAGAUAUCCCAAGCACUGGCUAGUAAGGAAAUCAGGAAGUCCCAGAAGUGCUCUUAAACAUUUGCCAAGAUUUGUUUUGAGCAAGAGGGAGCUGCCCCUUUCUUUGGGUGCCAGUAUAUGCAGAGAAAUGGUUCUACAUAAGUUCUUUCUUAAAAUAAUUGUAUGAACCCAGCAAUAAAUCAAAAGUACAAAGCCACUCAGCCACAGUUAAUUAUUUAAGCGCAUUAUAUUUCACAAGUCAGUGAUCAUGGGACUCAAAGAAGCACACACAGGGUCGCCAGGCAACAGAUCUCAUCCAGGUACGGACCAGAGCUCUACCUGCUUAGCUUCUGCAACAUUUAUUUAUUUAAACAUUUCAUUUAAAUAUUAUUUAUUAUUAUUUUAUUUCAACAUUGCUAUAUCAUGUGUCUUCAGGCCACAGAACUGGUAUGAUUAUUUAUUUCAUUUAUCAUCAGGUCAGGUUAAUUGAAAACCAGCACUGCAAUAAGAAUUAACAAUGUACACCACAAAACUACAUGAAAUUUCUGCAAAUAUUUAAACAACGCAAUCUUUCCUUCAUAAAAACGUCCUUAUGAGCAAUUUAAUUUUACACAUUGAAGAGAAUGAUGGUCAUGCAAGACUGACCCUUCCUGGCUAGGAGGGGCCACCAUGGAAACUGCUCCCGUAAGAGCAACUGUUGAUCUUUCCUUCUUGCAGCAUGGCAGCUUCAGAAGGUCUUGGACAAUUGAGCAGAGCUAUCCCAGCAGAAGAUCCCAGGAGAGGCACCCCUGCAGAUCAUGAGGAAUGUUUGCCUAGGGUCCUACCUCUGUACAUUUUUCACAUGUUGUGUUCAUUAUAAAUCUAUGAAUACAAACUGGAAACAUUUACUGGUCUGAGAAGAGGUGCUACUCAAAUCACACAAACAUGGUGGCAUUUCUAUCAAUUUCCAAAGAUUCUGCAGGACUCUUCCUAGACCCAUUUCCCUUCCGUUUUUACCUGUGGUAAUGCAAUAGUGUAGAAAAGCCUAAUCAAGCAGACUCAAACUUGACAUUGAAAUCAGUGGUAAACAUACUGAAAGAUGAAGCAAAGUUUUCUAAGUACGGCAUGACUCCAGGCUUUACACUACAGGAUCUUAAAUCUGCAGUCUUUUAUCUCAAUGUCACUCGAGUUGGCACGAAGCACAUCUUUGCUUAUGUGUGGAAUUUCUUAGAAGUAUAUAUUUAGUAGUUCUUAAAAGGCACAUGAAAAGUGUAUCAUGCAAUAACAGUCCUUGAAAUUUUUCGAAGGAGAUAAAGAAAGGGGAUUUU
This is a messenger RNA of Sphaerodactylus townsendi, 5613 nucleotides long. It is a transcript of the gene PANX2, whose product is annotated as pannexin 2. Bases 177 to 2531 code for a protein of 784 amino acids. Gene Ontology annotation, biological process: monoatomic cation transport; positive regulation of interleukin-1 production. The transcript is spliced from 3 exons. The record is from RefSeq and is a predicted model, not a curated record. NCBI's taxonomy places the organism in Eukaryota, Metazoa, Chordata, Lepidosauria, Squamata, Sphaerodactylidae. Gene Ontology annotation, molecular function: channel activity.